CUUUUUCAACUAUCCACAAUACACACUCGUCACAGAGUCUGCAAAACAAGACUACUGCUCAGACUUUCUUCUUCUGGAAUCGGGGAUUGUAAAAAUGGCAGCUACGUGUAUCUCUGCUGUGACCUGCUACACUUCAAGGUUGUCCAUGGUUCCCUGGAGGACGAUGAUUCAUAAUCCAUUAAAAAGUGCAAUAUGUUUAUCUCAAGCUGGACUUCAGCAGCAAAAUGAAGUACAUGUAGGUGGGUCAUGCGUUUAUGGAAAUGCUAGGUUGGACACUAUACCAAAUGACUGUAGGACUUUAGAAGAUAGAACUUGUACAAGAUAUCCAACUUUGCAUCACCAGCAGCGGCCAUCUUGCAGUUCAAUAUCCCCGGACAAUCCUCUUGGUAGAAGUUCUAUCACAUUUCCAGUACAGCAGUGUCGUUGGUUUACAAUGCAUCAUUGUCCGAAAACAUUUCCAAAUGCCUUGUGGACAGACUGUUCUAUCUUAGACUUAGCAGAUAGUAAGAGAUCCUGGAGGUUAACUUCAAGAGCUCCUGUUGGAAUAGACUCAAAGAGACAUCUUAGUCUGAGUCCAGCUGGUAUCGUCAACGCGGCUCCCACCAAGAUGCAGCCUUACCUUCGUCUCAUCAGGCUCGAUAAACCAAUAGGUACUUGGUUGUUGUACUUGCCGUGUACGUGGAGUAUAGCAAUGGCUGCCUCACCCGGUCAACUUCCUGAUCUAUACAUGUUGGGUAUCUUUGGUCUGGGAGCUUUGCUAAUGAGGGGAGCUGGCUGUAUCAUUAACGACAUGUGGGACAAGGAUUUUGAUAAAUCUGUAGAAAGGACGAAGAUUCGGCCCUUGGCAGCAGGAGAAAUCACUCAGUUUCAAGCCCUGUGCUUUCUUGCAUCUCAGCUCUCAGCAUCUCUAGCUAUCCUGCUCUCAUUCAAUUGGUACAGUGUCGCGCUUGGUGCUUCUUCAAUGCUCCUUGUGAUCAGUUAUCCACUCAUGAAGAGGAUAACCUACUGGCCUCAAGCUGUACUAGGAUUGGCAUUCAAUUGGGGAGCUGUCUUGGGUUGGGCAGCGAUCCAUGGAUCAUGUGAUUGGAGCGUUGUCCUUCCUCUCUACCUUGCCGGUAUCUCCUGGACGUUGGUCUAUGACACCAUCUAUGGUCAUCAGGACAAGAAAGACGAUAUGUUGUUGGGCCUGAAGUCGACCUCGAUCUUCAUGGGUGACAACACAAAGCAGUGGUUGAGUGCCUUCGGAAGCCUGAUGAUCUGUUGCUUGGUUCUGUCAGGGUACAAUGCAGGUCAGACAAUGCCGUAUUACCUGGCUGUAGUGCUAGCUGGAGCAAAACUCUCACACCAGAUAUGGACAGUUGACAUCAACAAGCCAGAGGAUUGCUGGAAUAAAUUCUAUUCUAACAAACGUCUAGGAUUGAUCAUCUUUGCUGGCAUCGUAGCUGGGACUUUAGCGAAGGCUAACUCAAAUAUUGAAGAGAAGACUGAUGAUCUAAAAGAAAGACUGGAAGUUUAAGAGAACUUUCUCUCAUUUGAGUUUAGUCUGUUUCCUUAAUAA
Molecule: messenger RNA, 1558 nt
Organism: Lytechinus variegatus (green sea urchin)
Lineage: Eukaryota; Metazoa; Echinodermata; Echinoidea; Temnopleuroida; Toxopneustidae
Gene: coq2
Product: 4-hydroxybenzoate polyprenyltransferase, mitochondrial-like
Exons: 8
Coding region: 95-1516 (473 amino acids)
Biological process (GO): ubiquinone biosynthetic process
Cellular component (GO): mitochondrial inner membrane
Source: RefSeq, a predicted model, not a curated record